GAACGUCAGUGCAUGGGCCGGGCCGGAACCACAAAUCUAACAGUAGCACCUUACUACAACGCCAGAACAACUCUACCAACACACCUUGGAAGUUCCGAAGCGCACCACGCCUUCCGCCCACGUCGUGCCCCGAGCAAACCGCCCGGUCACGUCCCUAGCGAACCGACGACCUCUUCGACAAGCGAACCUCCCGCGCCGCCAUCGUUUCCUUGUCUGUUGGGCCAGGAGCCUUUUUUUCGCACGGUUCCCUGAAUCGCAGCGAUUUCCUGCAGUCGCGAUUCAUGCCCGCACCAUCCCUUUCUCCGUCCGAAUCGCCGUACACCAACGAAGAUGAAGGGAAGCCGCAGUACGCCGCCGCCGGCGACAGGUUCUGCUCCGCUAUCUCCGGCUUCCAAAGGCACAGCGAAGUACACGAACAAGGAUGGGUCCAAAUUCAUAACCGUCCCGAAAAUGAGCAGCCCCGUGGACUCCGCCCAGCCGUCCCCAACAACCGCAUCCUCUCCGAACGCCAAGGCCGUAACGCCGCCCGCUCCUGGAGCUGCACCCGCCCAGCCUGUCAACCGGAAAAAGCAAAAACGUCGUGCAAAAGCCGCUGCGAAGGCCGCCGCCGAGCAAGCCCAGGGCAAUCAGACCGGCAACGGGGUGUCCGCCUUGCAUGGCACCAACGACCAGCAGGCGGCACAUGCUGAUCCUGGAGACGACGAAGGAGAGCACGUUGCCGACCAAAAUGGCCAAGCUCAGACUGCGAACCAGAGUGGGGAUGGACAAGCUGCGACCGGGAAGUCCAAGAAGUCCAAGAAGAAGAAGAAAAAGGGCGCCGCGGCGGCGAGCGCUGAUGAGCCCCACGGAGGCACCCAGUACGCUCAGAACGGUCAGGCCCGAUCGGGUUCCAUGGCUUCCCCAUCGCCCGCUCAGCAGGAGCGCCCCGGGAUCUCGAAAGAGAAAAUAUGGAACACGAGCUCUCAGGAAGAGCGUGAGCGGAUAAAAGAGUUCUGGCUCGGGCUUAGCGAAAGCGAGCGCAAGUCUCUGGUCAAGGUCGAGAAGGACGCCGUCCUCAAGAAGAUGAAGGAGCAGCAGAAACACACGUGCAGCUGUACUGUGUGCGGAAGGAAGCGGACUGCCAUCGAGGAGGAGCUCGAGGGUCUCUACGACGCUUACUAUGAGGAGCUGGAGCAGUACGCAAACCACCCAAACCAAGGCGAUGGGCCUCCGAUGCUGCGGCCCCGCCGGUCGUUUGGCUCGGUGACGGGGGUGCGGCCCCGCGGACUCCCCUCGAGGUAUUCCAGUCGCCAGCCGUCCCAUGGGCGAAUCAUGGAGCAGCUAGGCGACGAUGAAGAAGACGAGGCCGAAGUCGGGGACGAAGGCGAAGGGGAGGGGGGGAUUGAGGAAGUCUAUAGCGAGGAAGGGCUGGAGGACGACAUGUACAGCGAAGAAGAGCCAGAGCCGUCGGAAGAUCUGCACCGAUCCGACUAUGCCGCCGAUUUCUUCAACUUCGGGAAUAGCCUGACCGUGCAGGGUAGGGACAGACUUCCCAUUCUUCCACUAUUUCUGCAGAGUUAUUAUCCCUCUCCGGGGGCUGGCAGUGACGCUUAUGGCUCAUCUUCUAUAGGCGGCAUCUUGACCGUUGCCGACGACCUGCUCAAGAAUGACGGCAAGAAGUUCAUCGAAAUGAUGGAGCAGCUCGCGGAGCGCCGCAUGGCCCGUGAAGAGGAGUCCAGGGACCAGUUUGAAAGGCGCUAUGACCACGCGAAUGGUGACCGUUACGGUCACGGUCACCCGCCGCCGCCUGAGGAGGAAGAGUACGAAGAUGAGGAGGAAGACUACGAGGAGGACGAUGAAGAGGAUUACGACAGCCAAGAAGAAGAGGAUACCAUGACUGAAGGGCAGCGAAUGGAAGAGGGGAGGAGGAUGUUCCAGAUCUUCGCUGCUCGGAUGUUCGAGCAGAGGGUCCUCACGGCAUACCGCGAAAAGGUUGCCAAAGAGCGUCAGGCCAGGCUUCUCGAGGAAAUCGAAGCCGAGAAUCAGCAAGACGCCCAGCGAAAAGCCAAGAAGGCUAAAGAGGCCCAGCGGCGCAAGGACAGGGCUGCUAAGAAGAAGGAGGCGCUGGCGGAAGAGAAGGCUCGAAAGGAGGCCGAAAAGGCUGCAGAAGAAGCAGCGCGCCGAGCCGAGGAGGCUCGUAAAGCUGAAGAACAACGACUUAAGGCCGAAGAGAAACGGAAGAAGCGAGAGGCCCAGCGCAAGGCGGAGGAGGAGGAACGCCAGCGUAAGGAAGCUGAGCGUCUCCGCAGGAAUCAGGAACGGGAAGAAAACGAGCGCAAGAUUCGUGAGGCCAAAGAACGGGAAAAGAAGGCCCGUGAGGAGGCGCGCCAGCGGGAGAAAGAAGCCCGAGAGCGGAAGGAGCGCGAAGCUCGCGAGAGACGAGAACAGCAGGAGCGUGAACGGCGAGAGAAGGAAGCCAAGGCGAAAGCUGAGCGGGAGGCCAGGGAGGCGAGGGAGGCGAAGGAAGCGAAGGAGGCCAAGGAGGCCAAGGAGGGAAAAGACACCAAAGAGAGGCGGAAAAACGAGGAGAGGGCGGCACAGAGAGCACCAAACCUCCCAGCGGCUGUUCCGGUGCCCGUUACCGUCCCCAAACGAGUUGCGCCCCAACAACCGCCGGCCCCUCCUGUGGCAGCCGUUCCGGUGCUUCCACAACAGAUGCCGACAUCCUUCGCGUCUCCACAGAUCCCCGUGGCUACUCCGACGUUCCCGAAGGCUCCGACGCCCAUGCGUAUCCGCCAGGCAUCGCAGCAAGAAAGCGCCACAACGUCCUCGGGGCCAGCAUCGAAUUCGAGCCAGAAUCCAUCCCCUCACUCGGCUACGCCGUUACACGCCAGCCCCGGCCCGAUAGCGCCUCCACACAAGACUGGGCCGGCCGGUCCUAGUGCGCAGAGCGGCGCCCACCCACACCCACCAUCUCAUUCAGCGUCCCCCAUCAACUUCCCAGCUAAGUCGCCGUCCUCGCAGCCCGGCCCUUUCGGUGCCCCGCCGAUGGGUGCUGCUAUGUCUUUCCCGCCCGGCUUAGCCCAGGCCCCCCCUGGAUUCGGCAGCGCCGUCCAUCGCGAUUCACUGUUCUCCCCUCCUGUGCCUGGUUUCAGGCCGGCGCCGGGGAUGAUGCCGAUGCCGCCUGGACUUGGUGGCCCGGUCGGAAAUCGGGGGUUCCCCAUUCAUCCUCCGCCAGGAUUCCAUGGGCCUAUGGAGUCUCCAGUUCCGACUAUGGCGCAUAUGAUGGGUCCUGGCAUGCAGAACGAGAGUCCAUCUUCCCACUCGCGCCAGGGUUCCGGAAGUCUUGAUGUGGAUGCCUCACAGCCCAUCAGUCGCCCGACGCCAAUCGGCCGGCCCGCCAGCGUGGUCCAGGGUCAACGGCCCGCCAGCGGGUCACCGUCGGCCGGACCGCCGAACUCCGAAGCAGAUACCCAACUCGGGAGCCGAGCGCUUUUGGACGACAUGGAUGAGGGGUUGCCAGACUUCCCAGGGCGCCUGUCUCGGGGCGCUUCUGCCCCCGGACCUCGUCCGGCGGCUGGCUUCCCCAUGGCCCCGUUCGGGAUGGACCCUAUCUUCCCCUUGCACAUGAACCCUUGGGGACCGCCAGGUGGUCUGCAGCCGAACCCGUUCGGCCCUCUCCCGCCUCCCGGUUUCAACCACAGCCCGUUGAGCCUCCACGGUGGCCCGAUAAACGCACCUUGGCCCGCGCCUCCAGGGUCGAGCUUUGGGGGCCAGGCCGUUGUCGACCGGCUGAUCGAACCUCGGUCAGUAGCGGUGCGGAAGAUGCUUCGUCGGGCUUGCGAGGAUCUCGGUGCGGUCAAGAACAAGCAGGAUGAGAAUAAGGCUGAAGCCGGCCUUGAUUUCGUCCCUCUGGAGAGGAUCAAAGCGCAAGUCGAAAUGCUCCACCACGGCCAUCCGGUGGACGAGAAGGAGCUCCUCGAUAUUUGCGAAACCGAAGGCAAUGAGGUCAACGGCGGCGGCAGCUUCGACGUAUGGGAAGACAGCCAAGGCAGGAAGUCGAUCAGGUUCGUGUCGGGCACCGAGCGGACAACGCCGCAGCCGGUCCAGAAGGCUGUCGGCCACCCGGGGAGUCCGAUUGGCGCCGGAGCCGGAGGCCUGGUCGGCGGCAGCCGCUAGGACUGGCCGUAUCCGGCCGCACCUUGCAGCCACGAAGAGUGGAGGCAGCUCUAGCGAAGUCUUGCCCGAGGAAGCAUGUGACGCUGGCCUGGCUUAGAACUGGCCUGCCUCCGUCCACUUCAGCCUGCGGUUAUGACAGGAGAGGCAAUGUGCCGUCGGAGCUGUUUUACGUCUGGCGCACCUGGGACCGGGGGGAAACCUACCACACGGUAUACC
Messenger RNA from Thermothielavioides terrestris NRRL 8126, 4374 nucleotides. RefSeq lists its product as uncharacterized. Bases 451 to 4158 code for a protein of 1235 amino acids. The transcript is spliced from 3 exons. Lineage: Eukaryota; Fungi; Ascomycota; Sordariomycetes; Sordariales; Chaetomiaceae. The record is from RefSeq and is a predicted model, not a curated record.